ACCCCAAUGAGUUUAUGUCAACAACCUUUCCUGACAGUGCAGAAUCACCGCUGUUUGCCCACCUCAUAGCCCGGCUGGAGCUGCAGUCUCUGCCAGACCACUGCUGCGUCUUGACACCCGACGGAGACAUGAUCCCCAUCUCGCCUUGGCUGGUCCUCCUGGUGGUCGCAGGACCCCCUCGGGCGGCCGGGGAGGGGCUGCAGGACAUCCUGGGGGGCCGCUACGGCCAGUGCUUCCAGUCCGUCUCUGGAGAGGCAGGUGCUUUGAACCUUGGGCAGAGAUGGGGAGACCCCUCCCCAACAGCCACAUUGUCCAUCGAUCCGCGCACGGUGACAAGUGCCACCUCCUAUUUCGACUUCCGCACCUUCGACCCGGAAGGCGUGAUCUUCUACGGGGACAUGAGCCCCGGAGUCAACUGGUUCGUCCUGGCCCUGCGCAACGGCAAACCCGAAAUCCAGAUCCACAACACCGUGACAAACGUCACCGUUUCCGGGGGGCGGAGCAUCAACGAUGGCCAGUGGCAUCGGAUCAUGGCGAAGAACGAGGGGCACACCGUCCUGCUGGCAGUGGACGGCGAUGACCAGCUGACCCUCAACCACGUCUCCGAAGCCAUCGUGGAGGCCCCUGUCUUCGCCCUGCGCAUUGGCGUCGGGGGCUUGCUGAUCCCCACGGAGGAGCUCCUUGUCCCACUGAACCCGGCCAUGGACGGCUGCAUGAGGCGAUGGAACUGGCUGAACAAGAGCACCGAGUGGCUGGAAGGGACGUCCCUGGAGGACAAAGACACCAAGGUCUGCUUCCCCACCGUCCGCAGGGGGAGUUUCUUCCCAGGGAAUGGACUGGCCACCUUCUCUCUCUCAGGCCUCCCUACCGGAGUCAUCUCUGCCAACCGGAGCUGGUCCCUGACUGUGGAGAUGUGGAUCGGGGCCGCCCCGCAGUCAGCGCCCUUGCUGGCCACCUCCGCUUUCCCCCUGCACUUAAGCCUGCAUCGCACGGAUCUGACGGCUCACCUGGGGAACAAGACGGUCCUUCAGGUGCCCUUCCCCCCGGGGGGCUGCCUAGACGCCCCCCUCCACCUGAGCAUCACCCCGUCCCACGCCACGCUGCGCCUGGGCGACGCGGAGACCUCGAAGCCCACCCAGAAACUGGAUUUCGAAAGCCUGAAGCACAUCUGGCUGGGGAAAAAGGGGGGCUUCGUCGUCGGGGGGCUGCCUGGACAGGAAAAAUCCCCGCUGGCCCAGGAGAGGAAUUUCUUCCGGGGCUGCCUGCGUGGGAUCCAGGUUCAAGGCCACGAGCUGGACUUUGACGAGGUGCAAUCUAGGAGCAACUCUAUCUGGCCCCACAGCUGCCCCGGAGCCGACGUAGGCCAGGCCAAGGCAGACCAAGAGGAGUAGGGAGCACGUCGCCGGCGCAUCUUUUCCCGCGGAGU
Lacerta agilis (Sand lizard) is the source of this 1426-nucleotide messenger RNA. RefSeq names its product sex hormone-binding globulin-like. The transcript is spliced from 8 exons. Gene Ontology annotation, molecular function: steroid binding. Bases 15 to 1391 code for a protein of 458 amino acids. Lineage: Eukaryota; Metazoa; Chordata; Lepidosauria; Squamata; Lacertidae. The record is from RefSeq and is a predicted model, not a curated record.